UUCUUCUUGUUGUUUACAGAGGAUUUUGUUUUUUAUUCUUGGGAUUGGGGAUUCACUCCCCUCUCUAUUUUCUUUAAUGAUCCUAUACACUCGUCCAUUUAUGCACUCUCCCACACACGGACAACAGAGGCAACGACGUAGUAGGGUCGCGUCCGUCAUGGACAUGACUUUUCUCGUCAAUGACGCUCAUCCACAACAACAAGCAGUGUCUGACUCGCCUGACUCUCCCGCAUCGUCUGCAUCUCCAGUCUGUUUGCAACAACACGCUCGGUCACGGCCACAAGCACAACCGCCUCCGCCUUGUAUUCAAGAUGCCCAACAUGCACACGCUCACGCAUCUCCAGGCGCGUCUAUUCCUGCGGCUCCUACUGCUCCUGCUGCUGCUGCUGCUGCUGUUGCAACAAGGCAUACGCCGCCCCUGCAAUCUCGUUCUCUUUAUCCUGACGACGACGACAAGGCCAGUGCACACUCGGCUCUUCUCCUCCACCACUAUCCACCCACUAGUACGCUCGAAUGGGAAGACGCUCUCAAACACCAUCAGGCGCCCUUGACGCCCCUGCCCUCCCCAAAACCCAAUUGGACCGCUGACGACAUGAAUAGUCUGGACAAGGAACUGAAUCCUCUGGAUGGUCCCGUCGAUACCAUGGGAAGAAUAAAGACAAAGCGCAAGAGAGCCACUCCUGAGCAGCUCUUGGUUUUGAACAGAGUCUUUGGGCAAACUUUUUUUCCUUCCACUGAACUGAGGCACCGCCUCGCAGAGCAGCUGGGCAUGACACCCAGAGCCGUUCAAAUCUGGUUCCAAAACAAGCGCCAAAACUGGCGCGCCCGCCAAGGUCAUUCCUAUCCCCCGCCCACGGCGACCAGCUUUUCCGUCCUCAAUCCCAUCGACUUUGAACAAGGCAACGCCCCCGACGCUCGCCGCUUUGCCCGCGCCCGCUCCAAAUCCUCCGUUUCUCCCACUGGGUACGAUGCUCCCUCGCACUGUGACAUGUACGAUCCCGUCGGAUCCUGCACCGCCGCGUUGGCCGCUUGGGCACCUUUGCGUGUAGACCCUCGCGACCCGCUCUUUCAAAACCCAGACUAUCACGCGUUUCCUCGACGCCAUUCCGCUGGUACAUGGCCCCGGAACAUGCCCCUCUCCCCUCAGCUGCGCGCGCACCCCUAUGUCCCCGACCCCUCUCAAAACCUUCGCACGCGCACCUGGUCGGCACCCGAUCUCCGCAUGGCGGCGCAACAACAUGUCAUUUCCCCUCCACCGACUAUGCAAGCCGUUCCUGCCCCUCCUGCUCUGGUCUUGCAGCAGCAGCAGCAGCAGCAGCAUCUUACUGGUCAGCACGAGCAGCAGCACGCGUCGCCACCGCGUCAUGCCGCGCUGUGCAGUCCAAGCGGAGGGUACAAGCGCCGAGAAGAGUAUUGGAUGCGAUAAAGUGUGCUGCAAAAGAGCACUGCAAAGAGAGAGAGAGAGAGAGAGAGAGACAGUGCUCAAUUGUACACGUGUUUGACGAGAUUUACUGUGUAAUGAUUUUUUUUUGUUGUUGAUUUUUUUUUAGAAAGAUAUAUACCCCCCCUCUCCCCCUUGUCUGGUCCGAGUCGGUAGCGUUUUGUAUACGAGUUUUUUUUUUUGUGUUUAGGUUUUUAUAGUUUGGUUAGUUGCUUUGGGGUGUUUAUAUACUUGUGUGUGUGUGUGUGUGUGUGUGUUUUUUUCUUGACAAGAAAAACUGGAGUAAACUGUAUGUGUUUUCUUUGAAAUGGC
This is a messenger RNA of Spizellomyces punctatus DAOM BR117, 1753 nucleotides long. RefSeq lists its product as uncharacterized. The record is from RefSeq and is a predicted model, not a curated record. The transcript is spliced from 2 exons. NCBI's taxonomy places the organism in Eukaryota, Fungi, Chytridiomycota, Chytridiomycetes, Spizellomycetales, Spizellomycetaceae. Gene Ontology annotation, biological process: cell differentiation; regulation of transcription by RNA polymerase II. Gene Ontology annotation, molecular function: DNA-binding transcription factor activity, RNA polymerase II-specific; RNA polymerase II cis-regulatory region sequence-specific DNA binding. The coding region runs from base 77 to 1426 and encodes 449 amino acids.